AGUGUUCCCCCUUACAUUAGUUGUCCCCAUCAGACUGCCCCUUUACAUCAGGUAUCCCCAUCACAGUGCCACCUUACAUCGGGUAUUCCCGUCAGAGUGCCCCCUUACACUCAAAGUACCCCUUUACAUCAUAUUUCCCAUCUGAGUGCCCCUUUACAUCAUAUUUCCCAUCAGAGUGCCCCUUUCCAUCACAUGUGCCAAUCAGACUGCCCCUUUCCAUCACAGAUGCCCAUCAGAGUGCCCCUUAACAUAAAAUGUGCCCAUCAGAGUGUCCCUUAACAUAAAAUGUACCCAUCAGAGUGCCCCUUAACA
Molecule: messenger RNA, 312 nt
Organism: Staurois parvus
Lineage: Eukaryota; Metazoa; Chordata; Amphibia; Anura; Ranidae
Source: the annotation of a GenBank genome assembly